Messenger RNA from Strongylocentrotus purpuratus (purple sea urchin), 3844 nucleotides. RefSeq names its product echinoidin-like. The transcript has 3 exons. Lineage: Eukaryota; Metazoa; Echinodermata; Echinoidea; Camarodonta; Strongylocentrotidae. Bases 202 to 744 code for a protein of 180 amino acids. Gene Ontology annotation, molecular function: signaling receptor activity. The record is from RefSeq and is a predicted model, not a curated record.
GGGGCGGAACGUCCUUUGGCAGAUCGGAAGUGGAGCUGCGAUGUUGCUGGACAAAGCGAAACUAUUCCAGAAUUAAACAGACCUUCACGGCAACGACAACGCCAAAAUUAGACCAAGAAAAACGGUGAUUUAGAGCUGCUCAAUCAUCUAAAACUGAGCGGCUACGUUGUGGCAAGAGAAGCAGAAAUAGCCUAAAGUAUUAUGAUGGAUAUUCAUCGAAAGAUCAUGCUGGUUUUCAUCUCUUUGGCCAUCGUCAUGACAGCCUGUCCUACUGGGGUACGAGCUGUCUGUUGCUGUCCGACCUUCUGGACUGCUUUUGGACAGCAUUGUUACAGAUUCUUCGCCUCCAACACGACAUGGCAGGAUGCAGAAAGCAGCUGUCAGUCAUACAGCGUACCCUCUCUCGGCAGUGGAGGAGCAGUCAUAGAUAGUUUGGGUCAUCUGGUUUCCAUCCAUUCUGAAGCAGAACACAACUUCGUCGCAACUCUUUUCGAAACUUCUCGGAAGAAGGAGUCUGGUAUGGCUAAUAUGUGGCUUGGAAUGCAUGAUACAUCAACUGAAGGACACUUCCAGUGGACAGAUGGGACUCCAUUUGACUUUACCAUGUGGAAACCAAGUCAACCGGACAACUGGCGCUCGCGAGAGGACUGUGGGCAGAUACGAAGUACUUAUGGAAACAAAUGGAAUGAUGCGGGCUGUGAUUAUGAGUCGCCUUAUUUCGCCUGUAAACUACCAGCAUUAUAGGCGUAGCCAGGGAGCCAAAGGGGGGCCGCCCCCCCCCCCCCCCCCCCCCCCCCCCCCGCGUAAUCCGCUCUAAAAAAUAAACUCCACGGAGCUUUUCGGACUCGAGACAAUAACCCUAUCUCUGCCCCCUCCCCAGCCCUACCCUUACCCAGGUGUUUCAAGGGACUUUGUAAUGUUGUAUGUCGGCCCUUCGCCCCCGGCCGCCCCAGCCCUAGCUACCUUACCCAAAGUGUUUCAAGGGACUUUGUAAUGUUGUAUGUCGACACUUCCAGCCCCCCUCCGGUUUAAUAAGUUGGGCUACGUCAGGGAACAAUGUUGUUGUGCUUUUUGUUCGUGUUUUUAUAACAUGGUAACUGCACGGUAAAGCCUCUAUUUCAGACCUCAUACCCCAGGCAUGCACGCCAGCGGGACGCACAUACAGAUCGACAACAGACCAACAACAACAAAAGAUUACAUAAACCAAACGGUCCCAAAAUAUCAGUCGGUUUGGAGUCGGGUAGGCAGUCAGACUGAGGUAUUAUACCUCUUUCACAUACAACGCAAGACCCACAGAUAUCAGACAAAAUAUUGGCCAUUCGGGAUAACAUAAUAUUUUGUCGGGUUUAUUUUCAGUCUGGUGUCGGUUUCGUCGGUGUGACUGGGGUGUUUAGUCCAUCCGCAAAACCGACUACACACCGACUCCAAACCGACCGAUUCUUGCGGAGUGAUGACUGUCAUACUUGUUGUCGCUUUGAUGUCGUGCUGAUCGGUGUGAUUCAGGCGCAGAGGGCAACCCAUCUUUGAUAACAAGGUGCAUCAACGUUUAUAGCAUAAUAAUCAGAGAAACAUAUUUUGUGAAUCUUCGCAGGAAAACGGAUAAACAACAAGGGAGUUUAAAUAAGUUUGACAACUUAGAUCAAAAUCAUUGCGCGUUCGAUGACCUGAAAUUAGCAAUUUGCUGACGUCACAGUAAUGUAUUGUCAGACAACUUUUGUUAUCCUCCUCAUGAAACACAUAUUUUACUUUAUUUUAGACCAGAGCAAAUUACCACACGCCCCCCGCCUCUGGAUCCGCCACUGUCAUCUCAUACUUCACACAACCACAGCUUUCUUCUCAUUAGUCCAUUAUCUUCCAAAACUUGACAUAACCGUUUCUUUACAUUUCCUGCUUAUACUCAACUUUAACACAAAGGUGCCACCACGGAUGAUAUUGUACAUAAUGAAUUGAAUUACAUACUGGGAGACUUAGUGGGAGUCAUCGGGUCAUCGCCAGGGCCCUGGGAAGCAGGGGUGCUGCGGGGGUGCUGCAGCACCCCUGGAAAUUCUUCAGGGGGUGCGCAGCACCCCCUGCAAAAUUUUUGUCUGAUAUAUUUAAUGUAUAUCAUUAUGCUUCGUGUACGAAAUAUAGUCACACAGCCGACUGUCACAAAUUACGCUUUAAAACAAAACAAAACUUUCUUCCGCAAAAUCAUAUCAGAUGUAUUUCCCUCGAAGAGAAUUGUUUAUUAGCUUUUUGUAUUCAUCGUAUAAAUCUUCAUGAAGGUUUCACACAUUCAAUCAAACAGUAUUGUAACCAAAAAAAGAGAUUAAUUGUGAAGAAUAUAAUGACAUGACUGAAGCAUGUUUUAGUAUUUGUUUGUACAUGUCAGGUGCUACUAAGUCAUAAAUAUUAUGUUAACUGAUACUUCCUCACAAAUUACAUUUACUUUUCAGUACAUAGUUUUCACUGUUGAAACCGAUUUCUUCGAUGAAUGCAAUAAGUGGCAUGAACAGAUUUUUUUCUUCGCCUCGUCACGCAAAACGAGACAGAACUCUUCACUUACAAAAUAAAAUUAAUAUGAUUUAAAUUCAAGGAGCAACAUCAAUAGUAAUCAUUCACGUUUAACAUGAUGCCAAAUAAACAUACUUGCUUUUUGAGCAAAGGCCUUGUGAAAGUUCAUAUCAUGUAUAAAUAUUUUUUCUGCUUGUACCAUGUUUUAAAUUGCACAGACUGUAUUACGUCUUUGAUUUUCUCUUGUAAGAUCCAACUGAAGGGCAUGAAGGAAUGUACAGUGGAAAAUUAUUCCUAGCAGUGGGACCAAAAGUUUACAUAAUGAACUUACUUACAUCUGGAUGAAUAUUUUUUCUCCAGAACUAAACCACAUUUCAUAUCAUUGCUGGUCUGUAAAUGAAUGCUCGAAGAUGAAUAAAUGCCUACAAGAAUACAAGAAAAUAAAAAUCCAAUAAAUCAACUCAGAAGUAAGAUUAUGGGAGAGAUGCAUCCACUUUCUUACUCUCUCGCAAACUCGUAACUCUUUGAGAUUCAUGCCAUGAGUAAUUGAGUUUGAAUAAUCAAAAUAUUGUGCAUCAAUCUAUAACGUAACAUCUUAAACAUUUUGUUGAAUUAUAAAUAAAUUAUGCAGAGUUGUUUGAAUGGAAAGAUAAACACCUACACACUGAAACAUCGCUGAAGUAAAAUGUAUCUUUCUGAAUAUUUGAGAAUUGAGAACUUACUGUAAUAAAGUUGAAGCUAUGUUAAAGCUGGUGCUAUUUCAUAAAGGUCAGAUAAGUUUUAUUGAUUGUGUUUCUGUCUUUUAGUUAUUGUGAAGUGGUGAUGUAGAACUGAGUCCCCGACCCGAUGUGAUGACCCGAUGAUUUGAAAUAGGCCGUACAUAAUUGCGUUUUGGCACACUCAACAAAAGUACUUUCAGUGAGACUUCAGAUGAUGGCAUACAACAAUACGCAUGUGCAUAAAGAACGAAAAUGUAUGAUUGAAUUAAUAAUAUGUAGGCCUAUUUGUGUACAUGCUCAGAUAUUGAAAACGAAUCAUUGAGAAUUUCAUUAAAUCUCGUUAAAUAUCAUAAUUCGAAAUAGAGAAAUGAGGAAGAGAACAAAAGAGAUGUGGUUAUCAACGGAGCGUUUAGUAGUUCACAGUUAUAGUGAACGCACACAGAUAAAAACAUUUUGGAGGAGUCUCAAUUAGCAAGGCACGUAAUAUUGUUUUUUAAAUGAAAACUUACUUUUCGGAGAUUAUUGUUGUAAGAGUCGUUUUGCACUUCAGUGUUUGUCAUGCAUUGGCAGAGGUCUCUUUAUUGUUGUUGUUGUUUUAUUAAAGAUUAAUUGAGCUUUAUCUUCCUACAUCA